AUUCGCACAGAGAAUGAAGAUUUGAUGAAACGAUCUGAUAUAGGAACACUAAAAGUUCUUCCAUUAUAUUCUUCAUUGCCACCUCAACAACAACAACGUAUUUUCGAAGAUGCACCGCCUCCUCGCGUUAAAGACGGAAAACCCGGUCGUAAGGUUAUUGUAUCAACCAAUAUUGCUGAGACAUCCUUGACUAUUGAUGGUAUUGUCUAUGUUGUUGAUCCUGGUUUCAGCAAACAGAAAGUUUAUAACCCUCGAAUCCGUGUCGAAUCGUUGCUUGUAAGCCCUAUUAGUAAAGCAUCCGCUCAACAAAGGGCUGGUCGUGCUGGUCGUACGCGUGCAGGAAAAUGUUUCCGUCUUUAUACUGAAAAAGCAUUUCUUAAAGAAUUACAAGAACAAACAUAUCCUGAGAUUUUAAGGAGUAACUUGGGUAGUGUUGUUCUUCAAUUAAAGAAAUUAGGCAUAGAUGAUCUUGUGCAUUUUGAUUUUAUGGAUCCUCCAGCUCCUGAAACACUGAUGCGUGCCCUUGAGCUUCUAAAUUAUCUUGGGGCUCUUGAUGAUGAUGGUAAUCUUACUGGUGAUGGAAUUUUAAUGGCAGAGUUUCCACUUGAUCCUCAACUGGCAAAAAUGUUGAUAGAGAGUCCCAAGUAUAGAUGCUCUAAUGAAAUCCUUUCAAUCGCUGCAUUAUUAUCAGUGCCAAAUAUUUUCGUUCGGCCUAAUGAAUCGAAAAAGCAAGCGGAAGAUGCAAAAGGAAAAUUUGCUCAUACUGAUGGAGAUCACUUAACUUUGCUGAAUGUUUAUCAUGCUUAUAAAACUAAUAUAAAUGAUCCGGAAUGGUGUUAUAAUAAUUACCUCAGUGCUCGGUCUUUAAAAUCGGCUGACAAUGUCCGUCAGCAACUCAAACGUAUUAUGGAACGUUGCGAUCAAGAUUUGGUCAGCACAUCAUUUGAAGACAGAAAUUACUAUUUGAACAUUAGGAAAGCUUUGACAGCAGGAUUUUUCAUGCAAGUAGCACAUUUGGAAAAAUCAGGCCAUUAUCUUACAUGCAAAGAUAAUCAGAUUGUUCAACUUCACCCAUCUUCGUCACUCGGACAUCAACCUGAAUGGGUCUUGUAUAAUGAAUUUGUUCUUACGACCAAGAAUUAUAUCCGCACUGUAACAGAAGUAAAAGCUGAUUGGCUUUUGGAUAUUGCACCAGUUUAUUAUGACCUUCGAAAUUUCCCUAAUUGUGAAGGAAAGAGAGUUUUAGAAAAACAUUUGGCUAGAAGGGCUAGAAGUAAGAAGUAA
Dentiscutata erythropus is the source of this 1284-nucleotide messenger RNA. NCBI's taxonomy places the organism in Eukaryota, Fungi, Glomeromycota, Glomeromycetes, Diversisporales, Gigasporaceae. The record is from the annotation of a GenBank genome assembly.